AUGUUCUUUGCAGCCUAUUGUAUAUACGAGAAAUACUACAAUGAAAAAUUAUUAAAAGAGAGACGCGAUUUUUUCAAGGAGCGAUACAUAGAACGCUCUCGGCUGACUUUUUCCGGUUUGCCUCAGAGAGACUUCACGGGUAAAAUCAGCCACUUGACCGAUGACUUCGGAAUAUUUGAAAACUUCAUCUAUUUCGACAGAAACAGUGCUUCGCGAUCAACGGAUAUCCAAAUUGGAACUAAGGUUGUUGUCACGGCGUACUGCGAUGACUUUUUCGAAAAUUACCAAUUUGUUAGGAUGAGAGUAGUAAAAGAAGAAGAUGAGGUAACUAUGAGUACUACUGUGUUUAUAACGUGCAUUGAUCAUUACGAAGACAGAGGGCAGAAUAUCAGAUUAACUAAUGGACAAUUGGUAGAAACGCGUAACGUUGAUCAAACUCACAGCUUGAUGCCAGGUGACUGGGUUAGGGUGACGUCUAGUGGAAAGCCAGAUGAGUUUACGAAAAAUCAGAAGGUUGCAUACCUGGAGGCUUUGCGUCUCAUCGAAUGUGAGUCGAUCGUUUCAGAAACCCAAAGACGAGGAUUUCUGACCAAAAAUCAGGCUUUCAUACCAGAGGAGAUUGUGCAUCAGUCCAACUGUGAAAUCACUAUAGGAAGCAAAGUAAAAAUGACGUGUGUCGAAAGCAAAAUGCAUCCUAGGAGCAAUUGGAGAGCAGUAAUUGUCGAGCUGAUCGAUGAGUCUCAAAAUUCCGAAGAUAUGUCUUUGCAGAGUUCGCGACUAAGUCUUACGGAGUCUCUUUUGACAGAUAUGGGCAUUAGAAUUGAACCAGUAUCUAUGGUUUUCUCGGAAGCAGCAGUUGGCACAACAAAAAUACAAUAUUUUACAGUUUCAACUGAGAAAAGAGAAACGGCGAAGCUAUUGAGUGUGUCGUUGGCUUCUUUGGGAACACCUUAUUCUUUGUUUAUUGAUGACAAACUAGUUAUUGAUUGUUUGUUUCCGUGUAUUAUUCGGAAAGAAAAACCAUUGUUUGUGAAAGUUGUGUUGAAUUCAGAAGACGUGGGUCGUAAUGAAACAUUCUGCAAGUUUUGUUUUGAAAAUGGACAGGCUCUCAGAAAAGUGAGCUCCACCGUUUUUUCGCCGGACGAGCUCAUGUUUGACACUAAGUCCCUGAUGGCCUCCACAAGCCACGGUGGAAAAAGUCACGGAAAUGCCCUGGACAGGUCAAGAAAUACAGGCAGUUUCGUGCCAGGAGUAAAACCAGUUUACAGUAGCAAAGCUGGAACUCCAGUUAGGUUUCAUCAUUACCCUGUGCCAGAUCAAAUUAAAUCUGCAGUUAUGGACAAAAGAGACAUGUCUGUUGUAUGUCCUGAGUUGUUGAUGCCAUUGAGCGCAAAGAACUACCAGGCGAAGUUCCAUGCGUUGUUGUACAUAGAAGAGGUUGAAAGUGACCUUGAAAUGGCAGUUUUUGACUUGAACAAUGUGCAAAUGAGGCCAGAUAAUGAAUUUCUUUGUCUUGAGGUCCCUGGAUUGUCCGAAGGUAGACCUUCGUUGCUCGUUGGAGACCGUAUUCUGAUGAAACAAUCGAAUGACAUCUAUGGAUUCAACUCUCCGUGUAAUGAAGCAUACAUUCAUAAAGUGACAGCGUCUACGAUUUUUCUCAGAUUCAAUGAGGCUUUUCAUAGAUCGUAUGAUGGUUACGAGGUAGACGUUCAAUUUCUACCGAAUAGAAAUUCGUUCAAGAAAGCGCAUCUGGCUGUAGACUACUCGUCCAAUUUUCCUACGUGGUUGCUAUUUCCUCAGUGGUUAGAGGUAAAGCAGCCAUUAUAUGUUCCAGGAUCGAAGAGUCGUCCUAGAGUCGUUAAGCCAUCUAGGGCUGCAUUCGGUUAUGGAUAUGAAGUGAAUGUACCGUUUGCAGCGCCUGUGAUGCCUCUGCUUCAUGGUGGAAUCCGAAACAAUACGCGCAGAGACAGUGGUCGGAUACAUAGAAAAGCACAACCUUUAGACACAAGUGUUUGUGAGUCGCCCAGACAAAGCAGGGAGUUUUUCAACCCCAACUUAAAUGAGAGACAACAAGCAGCUGUCCGAAGGAUUUUGGCGGCCGAAUGUCGCCCAAUUCCGUAUAUUCUGUUUGGACCUCCAGGAACUGGGAAGACGAUCACAGUUGUAGAGAGCAUUCUCCAAGUGUUUGUUUGCAUACCGGAGUCGAGAAUUCUUGCAUGUGCACCUUCAAACAGUGCAGCGGAUUUGAUCGUUCAGCGCAUCAAUUCAUCGGGAAUUGUAGGAAUGGAUGACGCUGUGAGAUUCAAUGGAGCAAACCGUUCGCUUAACUCGGUUCCCGAUGACAUCAUCAAGUACUGCUGCAAUGACAUGGACGAGCUAGAAACCAUUGUGAGGUACAGAAUUGUAGUCUGCACAUGUACUACAGCUGGAAAUUUCUUCUCGUUAGAGCUGAAGCCAAGUCAUUUCACACAUGUAUUUGUCGAUGAGGCGGGGCAGGCGACUGAACCAGAGACUAUGGUGCCUCUAGUGCUAACGGCUGGAAACCCGGAAGCUAUGGUGAUUUUGGCGGGAGAUCCGAUGCAACUCGGACCUGUGCUGCGGUCUCACGAAGCCGAAGAGUACGGUUUAGGAGAAUCGUUUCUGGCACGGCUGUCCAAUCGAAAGCUAUACGCGAGAGACGAGUCUGUUUUCGCGAAGGAGGGGAACUACAAUCCGAAAGUCAUGACGAAGCUUGUAGAUAAUUACAGGUCACAUUUCACUUUGCUAACAAUUCCGAGUCGUAUAUUCUACAACGACGAACUAAUUGCGUGUGCUGAUGGAAAAUUGGUUGAUACUUUCGUUAAUUGGCAGCAUCUGCCAAAUAAAGAGAUGCCGCUCAUUUUCUGUGGUGUAAGAGGCAAUGAUUUGCGAGAGAAUGAUAGCCCGUCUUGGUUCAAUACUACUGAAGUUGUCCAAGUUGUCAAAUAUGUCAAACUGAUAUUAGAUGACCAAAUGGUACCAAGCUAUGAUAUCGGAAUCAUAACUCCUUACAGAAAACAGGUAGAAAAAUUGAGGCAGUUCAUGGCGACGUUUGAAUUUGGAAAGAUGAAAGUUGGAUCGGUAGAAGAGUUUCAAGGACAAGAAAGGCAAGUCAUAAUUCUUUCUACUGUCCGGUCAGAUGAAAGCAAAGUUGAAAGCGAUGUUUUUCACAACCUGGGAUUCCUGUCAAACCCCCGCCGCUUCAACGUUUCUAUAACCAGAUCACAAGCACUGCUGAUAAUUGUAGGUAACCCUUUUGUUCUCAUGAAAGACCAGUAUUGGAAUUCGUUCAUGGAAUACGCCAUCAUGAAUGGAUGCUAUGUUGGAUGCGAACCACCUCAGAAAUUUGUGCAAAAUCAAGACGAUUAUAUUAAACCUUUCAUCGCAACACAGGAAGUUAUGGAAGAAACGUUUCUACCACUAGAUGAGGAGGUAUCGAAGGAUAUUCAAAUUAGAAACGGAGAUGUUUCUACAUUGGCGACUGAAAUAGGACCUGAAGCACUGGCGACUAUUGACAAUUUGAGCGUUCCGAUGUCAUCUGCAAAGACAACAGAAACGGGGAGUCCACUUUCAAUCAAUCUAAUCGACACGUCGGAGAAACACGACGAUUCAUCUCCAAAAAGUCCAGUCGCUUUUGCACAAGAAGUGAGCGAUAGAAGCUCAUCGGCAGAGAUCGACAGCGGAGAAUCGAUUCCAUUUGAGUUCAAUCUGGCCGAAUCCAGGGAAAACUCAGAAAAUGCUUCAGAAGAGUCUAAUUUAAUAGGCGAUGCAGAGACAUUCGCAUCGAGAAGUUCUGGAACGAAGUCUCGACCCAUUAGUGCGAAUAGUGUAGCGUCGGGAAGUGGUGUGACUUCGAACGGAUCUGUAGAUCAAUUUAAUACGUCGGCGCUAGAUAGCAAUUUAUCGCCCUCGUACCAAGUGCCUUCGGCUAAUGAUCCUGUAUGGAAACUAACCGAAGGCAGAAGUCCAAACUCGAUGCUGGAAGGAAGCUCGGACAUGGUCGACAAAAAUUUGGCUAAUUUUGAGUCUGGUGGUGAAACAGCAGAAAAAUUAAGUGCUAUGAAACAUGGAAAACCAAUUCGAACGCCUAAUACCGAAAAUGACUUACAGGAAACUGAAGCCAGAGUUGAUGAUCUGGAAAGUCCUGGGCCACGUGAUCCAAAUGAAAGCGAACAGACACCUCGCGUCUCCGAAGACGUCAAGCCUGAAGUUUUGUACCGAAAAGAUUCAAAAGAUAUGUACAACACAGAACCUUCCACAGCUGUUGAAGGUAGCAUAAAUUUGAACUCAUUUCACCUUCCAGAUUUCGAGUCAGGGGUGAAACCAGUGUCUAAAUAUUCAACCAGUACUCUGAAGCAGCAAUUGAUGAGCCCUGAAUCCCCGAGUGCAAUUUACUCAGACUUCUCAGCUUCGCCAGCGCCAGAUGUCGGGAGUGAUGGAAUGACAAUUGAUUCUGAGUUAUCGACUCAAUCGAAUGAAUCAAAGAUUGCGAACUCUUUUGAGUACCAUCGUGAUUUGACUCCAAAUGAGACACUAGAUAGCAGCAAGACACCUUUCUUCAAUCUAACAGCUACGCAUGCUGAAAUGGACAGCGAAAUGUACGAUUCAAUUGAACCGUUCCCUGAAGAGUUGGAAACUCUUAAAUAUGCAACUAGCAAUAUUUUGAAGAAAGCAGCUCAAAAAAGCGAAAAGAUAUCAGAUAAGAGAGAAGCUAAGGUGGAGUUGGUUGAAAGCUCGAAUAGCGUAGUAAGAUCAGAGGCUGAAGGGAAUGCAAUGGAGGAGGAGGUUUCUAAGGAAUGCAACAAACCGGCUUGUAUUGAAAAACGGGAAGCAAUUGCAAAUCUUUCAGGUUUGUCUGAAGAAGAACAAUUGAAAGUUGAGAUACCCGAAGGGGACCCAAGUUGUACAAUAUGCGCCAGGGUGGGCAAAUAUUUAAACAAAAACGACCAGGAUGCAGAAUUAUCACCAGACGCGACAUCGAAGCACGUUACAUUUCAUUCGGGACGACUUAGUGCUAUCGAAGCAGACAGAAGUUGCUCGCACAAUGAAAACAAAACAGACUGCAAGGUUUGCGCCAAUGUUGCUGAGAAAAUGAGAAACGAAGCAGCGAGUAGGCAGGAUGAAAGUCUCAUAAGUUCGUCCAAUAAGUUUGGGUCAUACAAGAGAGCUUCCGACGAGGCGAAAACAACGUGUCCGAUUUGUCUUAAGGUAUUCCGGGAGAGUAAACUGGCCGAUAAGGAUGACAUCGGCGCACUAAGUGUUCUUGAGCAACAUGUUAUGGAAUGUCAGGAAAGAGCUAAAUUGCUUUCCGCUUCUCAGAACCAAGGUCAGAGUUUGGAUUCAAUAAAUCAGACCUAUAGCACCACGUCAGCCGUGUUUAAUCUUAAGGACGAACCAGGAUAUGAUGAAAACAGAAAGGACGAAUUUAAUGAAUCGUCGAAUUAUUCAAUAUUUGCAGACUACUCCACGUUUUAUAAUUCGACUAACGAAAAAAUGGAAAGUUUGUUUCAUGAAAACCUGAGACAAGAAAUCAAAGCUAAAAGUCUGUCAGAGGAAAUUGGUGUGCAAAAUAUACAAAAUGAAAAAGAUGAGGCGAAGAAUUCUAAAAAUAAGUCUAAUAGAAAUUUACCAUCUGGUGCCGCUCGCUCGGCCGGAAGAAAUAUAGAUCCGUUAGCGCAGGAUUUGAAAGAAGUAUCGGAGAAGCAGACUGAUACACCGUCUCCUAGUUCGAACACUAGGUUCCGGUCGAGUCCUGGUGACGUCACACUACUGGACUACUCGAGUUCCAGUAGCAACCCAAUCCAGAGCACACUUGAUCCAAUGUUAGAAGAGGAUACAGAUUCGAUAAUGCAGUCGCAGAUGAAGACAGCGGACGUUUCAGAAAUGACUGGGAGCUCAAAUAUUGCCGUUCAGGAAUCGAGAACAGAACUUGAAACGCCAAUUUACACACAGCCAGAAGAAAUACAUAAUCUUAAAUCGUCCCUCGAAGCCGCAUCAUCGGUUGCUCAGGAAAGCCGAAAAUCAAUGGUGAAACAAUACGCUUCUCCUAAUUCGAGUUCAGGAAUUGAGUUCCAACAUGCAACAGAGGAACCAGCUGAUGUCGAGGCUCAAAAUGCUCAAAUUGCGAACAGAAGAAAUGAAAACUUGCUCGAAGUGUACAGUGACGUGACGCCUGAAUUUCAAACCACGCCUAAUAUAUCAGUAGAAAAAGAAAAUGACGCUAAUACUAGCCUGAAAUCGUUCGAUCGCUCCGCGGAAUCCAGAAUGAAAACGUUGCCGUUUGUAUACAAGUAUCCGGACACGGCAGCUGAAAUGAAAAUAAAUUCUGAGUCUUCGAAAGUCGGCUCUUCUGAUAUUUCGUUUUCGUCUGACGAGCUUUUGAAUAUAAACUCGCCUUUGAAGGACUCACAGGGUAAUGAGAGUUCAAACAUAGAUGUUUCGGUUGUGCAAAGUGCCCUGGGAUCUGACCGAGUGUCAGCAGCGCAAUACGACGACAUCGAAACUCGCCAGGAUGCGCACAGCUCCAAACUUGAAGAGAAUUACGUAAUUGAGCAUGAGAAAAUUCUAGAAGAAAAAGAGCAGUUGAACAUUACUGUUAUACCGGAUGUUGACCUUUCUGAUUAUGACAAUUUUGAAAGAAAGGGUGAGGUGGUUCAAAGAGCUAUGCCGUGUCAAGUUGAGGAGAACUUGGAUGUUUUUGAAAGUCCUCGUGAACAGAAUGAAGGAAUUGUGCAGACAGCCCAUUCUUCUGAUCUCGUUGAACUAGAGCAAUUUGAAGAUGCUAAGCUGACCCAAGAGAGAACUCACAGCUCUAAUUUGAUUGUAAAUUCUCAUGAUCAGUCCAAUGAAGGUUCACUAGAUGAUGCCGAAGAGAAACCACAAUUGAAUAGAGACCAGGAAAAGAUAAUCGAAAUCACGAAAGAGGAACCGGUGGAAAAUUCGACAGACGGCUCAAAAGAGACCGGUUUGUACAGCAGCCGUUCGAAUUUUGAAACUGUUUCGCAACCUAAUUCCUAUCAGUUUAAAACGGGAGUUACCCCAAUACGAUCAACCAUUUCGACCUAUGAGAAACCCAAACUACCGCCGCUUCGUCUGGUCACCGACGAUGAUCCGCUUGUCACAAGAGAUGAUCCAAAACAGAAAGCAAUCACUGAAACCAAGUCUCCAAAUUUCAGCUCUGAUAUUUCAGAAGUUGGCGUAGUAUCUGCAGACCUAAAUUCCGGUCGUCAGUCUCCUUAUCAAAACUUGGGUUUCGAAUCCAACGAAGAAAAUGCGAGAAAUAUACAAGUCAGCUACGAUAAUGGGCCACCCGUUAGUCUGGAUCCGAAAGGUGUAGUCGAUCAAAGUCAACUGUCAUCGCCGUUCAAGAACUAUCGAGAUGUAGAAGACCCGUCUCUUACGACAACUUCUUACACCGGAACUGCAGAUAGUUUUGUGAGUGCAGAUUUUGAUGUCGGAAAAAUAGUGCCUCCCGAAUCUUCGCUGUCCAAUUUUUCAGAGGAUUCAAAUCGCAGUUCGAAUCGAAAAGGAUCUCUGACGCUGCUCAUGUCUGAGUUUGAGCGACUAGACGAAGUUCAAGAAUCAAAUCCUGAUGUUUAUUCGGGUUCAGUGUCUGUCAAUCCGACUUCUGAUAGCGUGAUGCGGGUUCCAAGUUCAAAAAGUGAUGGCUUGGAUCUUUCAAACGAUGAUGAAGACAGUUCCUUCUUUCAUGAGAACCUUGAAAAUUAGAAACGAAUUAGAGAAACCAAGUGAUCUUGUUAACAAAGUAUGAAUUUGAGUUUUGUUUUAUUCUUUGCCAAUUUUUUUUUCAAUUCUUAUU
Molecule: messenger RNA, 7837 nt
Organism: Symsagittifera roscoffensis
Lineage: Eukaryota; Metazoa; Xenacoelomorpha; Acoela; Convolutidae
Product: serine-rich adhesin for platelets-like
Exons: 4
Coding region: 1-7746 (2581 amino acids)
Biological process (GO): regulatory ncRNA-mediated post-transcriptional gene silencing
Cellular component (GO): P granule; cytosol
Molecular function (GO): helicase activity
Source: RefSeq, a predicted model, not a curated record